This is a messenger RNA of Lethenteron reissneri (Far Eastern brook lamprey), 3687 nucleotides long. RefSeq lists its product as uncharacterized. Lineage: Eukaryota; Metazoa; Chordata; Hyperoartia; Petromyzontiformes; Petromyzontidae. The record is from RefSeq and is a predicted model, not a curated record.
UUAUUUAUCUCGUAGCAACAACGGGUGUGGGACCAGGGGAAGGUUUGGUGAUGAGGGCGGUGCCGCGCGUUGCCAUGUGGCGCCAUGUGGCCACGAGAGGGCCCACAGCGAGGCAGUUGCUGCCAAAGCGGCGGUGAAGACGGCGGCCGUGCAGCAGCAGAAGCAGCAGUCGGGAGAUAAGUCGCCUCGGCCUUCUAACUACGCCGGCCUUCUUCUCACGACGCCGGCCUUCUUCUGCGAGCCUCGCCGCGAGCAGAAGCCACGAGAGCCGAGGGCGCUGUCGGGCUCGAGAUGGCGCGGCACAAGUCGGCCAACAGUUGAAGAGUUUGCGGGCGGGUGCCGGGCGCCCAUGGCGGCCUCGUCCUCGUCGCUGAGACGCGGGACCCGAGGCUGUGGCGAGAGGGGGGGACGAGGCGAGGGAAGGGGGCGACGAGGCGGCGGUGGCCGCGGUGGACGAAGAGGAGUCGAGGGUCGGCGUGGAGAAGUCGGCGGCCGGGCCAGCAAGGCCGAGCUCAGCUUCGUGGGGGCCCCGAGCCGCCCCCUCGCUGCCGCCCCCAGCGGCCCCCGUCGCCUCGGCCGAACCGCGCCCCCGCCUGGCCCUGGGAGGGCCCCCCACGGCCGCAUCGGGAGCCCCCCUUCGUGGGUGAUCUCGCAGUUUCCAGGCGGACUGGGGGACCGUCCUUUGGGAGGCACAGGCCAGUGUGGAAGCCGCAUCCCACAUCGCAGAGCGCCUACGGCAGUGGCCACCGGGAGGGCCAUCCCCUCCGGCCGGUUCCUGCCACUGCAGUUCCUCGUUUGCAGCAGCAACAACAGCGGCAGCAGCAGCAGCAACAACAGCGGCAUCCAUCGUUUGCCUGGAGCCCGCAACUCGAAGGCCGCCUCUGUUGUCUGUGCAGCUGUCGGCUGUGAAGCUUCUGAGACAUCUACGCCCGAGACAUCUCCUCCGUCCGUGACGUGUGGGGAAUCUCCAUGCGUGAGAUCUCCCCGUGUCGCCCCAGAUUUUCAGCCAAGGUCUUCGAGUUUAGAGAGGAAUGCUGGGAGCAGACGGUGUAGGAGUUCGGAAAGUGGGCAGAGAAAAACAUCGGAAAACGCUCACUGCAACAACGGUUUAACAAAGGUUCAGUUGACGAGCUUGACUGCAAUUCACGGAAAUUUUUCAGUAAACGGUCACAUGAUAAACUCCAAAAAUAGUCACUGUAAAGAUGUUUUAAAUAGCCACUCCAGAGAUUCUGUAAAUGGCCAUGUACUAUAUUCUGAACAAAGUCACUUGAGAAAUUCACAAAACAGUCCCUGCACCAACUUGGAAAAUGGUCGCCCCAGAGGUUUGGAAACCGGGGCCUCGCAAAUCGGCCACAGAAAUCACGGCGAGCGAGCGUCGGGAGCGCGCGACACGCGGGCGGACGACAGCGGCCUGAGGCUGCUGCUGGACCUGUCGGCGCCCUCCGUGUUGACCCCAGACUGCAGCCACCACCUUCCCGCGGACAACCUGGCGGCCAUCGACGUCGGUCGCUCUCCGAGCGGCGCAACGCAACGUUGGGGGGGACGCGGCGAGGGGAAGACGGCGAGGGGGACGACGCUGCCGCUGCGGCGGCUGCUGCUGCUGGAUGACCCGGAGGACGACUCGAGCCCCCCCACGGGGGGCCCCGUGCUGGCCGAGGACACUCCCGAGGAGAUGCGGGUUAGGUCGGGGGUCGCGUUGCGCCGUCGCAGGAGGGGAUGGGCAGCCGGGGGGUGUGUACCGCGGGGGCCACCCAGAUGUAUAAUUCGCGACCUUGGCGCGGCGCUUCAGGUGGAGGAAGCGGGGGCUAGACAAUCUGUCCCAGGUUUUACAAUCUCAACGUGUGUACACGGGGAGUAGUCCAUGAUACUGAUUGAAUUACAAGAUCGAUUGUUGCUGCUGCUGCUGUUGCACCAGUGUUGGGCUCAACAAGGGCGGUUUUCCUGGGAAUCCGCGUGGACUGUGAGCGCACCGUCUGGUAGAGAAAGCCGUGAGGGUGAAGCUACUGCGAUCGCAUUUCAGUUUGUCAAUGAAUCCAUCUGCCUUGUCACCUGAGACUGCGAAACCGCCAGGAUUGGAGUUUGUAGCUUCCUCAACCCGAUUUGACAUGGCUCGCUACAUCGCUGGUGGAGCUCCUUUGUAACCACGCUUCAUAUAUCAAUCUUGCGCCGUGUUAGCACCCAGUAGUGUGGUAUUAGUCGCGACUUAGGCUCUGCUCCUGGGAAAUCCCAAGCGUGGCUGGGACCACGUUCGGAGCCGACUCAAGUUAAGCACGUGGCUUUGAGCCAGAGCCGAGCCAGAGCCAAACACUGACUCGGAGGCAGGGCUGCCUUGUCGACUGAUAUAAAACCAAACCAUUGCAAGGCUCUACGAUAUUAGUUGCACUUAUUGGACAGGUAAUGCAUCGUUGAAAAUUUAUAACAUGGGCUGUACAAGUAGGUGAUGGCAGGUGCAUUUACAAAUUCAAAUGCUAUUUUAUGUUUAUAUCAAUGUAAAAGCAUCCCUAUCAGUUUUUCCAAUUGUCCUACGGUUAUACUGGAUCCCAUCAUAGUAAUGUGGAAUUUCCAACGACGAUUAAGGCUGUAGAUGGGGGGGGGGGGGAGUGCCACCCCAUGGCCAGCGGAGCUGGAAACCGGUUUGAGCACCUUUGGCAAUGACCGAACGAGCCAGUUGGUGGCGGUGGUUGAGAAAUAUUUUACAUUUCCCGUGAGAGUGAAAUGGCACCACCCGUAGUUGAUAUUGAACUCGGUCUUCCACUAACUAAAGUCUCGCUCUGGAGGUUUCCAGAUUUUCGGAUUAAUCUGCAAUUUCUGAAAACGGCCUGAGAUACAACAUUUUUGGAUGACCCUAAAUACCAUUAUCACGUGACGUGACAUCAACGCUGCUCUUCCUGCAGAAAUAGGGUGUCAGGUGGCAUCAGGUGAUGUCGAGGGAGGAAAACGCGUUAUUACAUCAUGGAAGCAGAACGAAAAUACAAAGUCUAUUUUUUUCAAACUCACUGCUACACUGCAGUCGGCACGUGAUUGUUCCGGGGUAAUGUGAGGGAUGGCUUUGCUGUGUAAUCCACGCAUUAUUGUUUAACCGUGAAUUAUUGAAUGCUGGUGCAGGUAUUUUAUGCACGUGUUGGCGGGCCCUCACCAGUGCACACCAACCAGCUUGGGGCAUUACGGUUACAUAACCCGCAUGGGGAGGUCACUCGUCCAGCAGUGGCUGGACAAAGGGGCCCUGCACCUGCACAGAAUAACCAGCAGCAAGUGGUGCUCAGCUCCAUUAGAUGAGAAAUCGGUGGAAAUUACACAUUACUAUGACAGGGGCCCAUCCUAGUGGAUCAACCACUUCCCCUCCCCCCACCUAUUCAAUGGUGCUCGCGAUAUGCAUGCUAGUGACCAUGGAGAGAUGAUGACCCUGGCUUGGAAUAGAACCUUCAAGCAAUUACAUUUGAGGUCCUCUGCUGUCCAAUCCAAGUGUUCUCUAAACCUGAAUUAUUGGCAACUCCACACGGAUUCAAAGAGUCGGGAAUGACGCUGUGUGUGUGUAUCUUUUUUACACUUUGUAUUUUUUUACCAAAUGUUUGUAAAAUUAUUUUUUGAACGUGAUAAUUCUGUGAUGUGGAUGAUAUUGUUUAAUUAUUUGUUCAUUUGCACAUUAAAGCCACUAUUAAAUUAAGCCGAUGGAUUUUGUAAAUGGAA